UUCCUCAAAUUUUUAAGUACAAUCAACUUAUCCGGGUUUACAGUGUAGUGAGUGUAUAUGCUUCUUUUUAGGAACGACAUUUUCCACUGUUGACAAUGGUCUUCAUAAAUGCUUUGAACUCUUUAAAUACCUGUAUAAAUCUGUGAAUGGUCAGUAUCUUUCUGAUGUGAAAUCCUUGCCAUUUAGCAAAAGGUCCUUCAAUGAGUCCAGCACUCAUCAACACAGUUACUUUGAGUGUCCACAGGGGUCAUUAGUGUGGCAGGAACAUUUAAAUGAUUCAUGCAUUAUAAAUUGCCAAAUGACAAAAGAAUAACAACCUGUUAGAGAAUGUAACACUGGCAUGCUUGACUUUCUGAAGAAAAAGGGUGUUCACUUCCAUUUAACAAGAUCAUCCAUAGCCUCUUAGGAAGCAUGCAAAGAGCAUUUGAGAAAUUCUAACUUCAUCCUGAAAAUGGGAAAACUUCUGAAUCUUCAGGAGUACACUAGAGAGUUAAUGAGCUAUUUAGUGAACAUCUGGGCUGCAAGUCAUCUAAUAAAAUUCAACAAAUGUUUUAUCUAUGUGUUACACAUGUUAAUUGUACAAGAACUGAGGAUUAUUAAAGUUAUCAUCUAAUAGGAGGAAUGACAUAGGAAAACAAAAUUUACUUGCUCUACUGUUUGCAGAUGAUUUGCAUUUACAGCAUUUGGCAGACACCCUUAUCCAGAGCACCUUACAUUUAUCUCAUUUAUACAACUGAGCAGUUGAGGUUUUGAAGUAACAACCUUCUGAUCAGUAGUCCAACAUGUUAACCAUUAAGCAACCACUGCAAACCUAUGGUUGUAACAGAAAACAGCAUCACACUUAAAUAAUGCAGCAGAGAGACGCUACAAUGCCACUUAUCUGCUGGCUGCUACUGUGUCUGGAGAGAAGUGUUAUGAUCUGAUCUGAUGUGUGUGUGUGUGUGUGUGUUUUCGAAGGUGGGUGUAUCCCAGGGCAGCUGUUCUGUUUGCAAGUGUAACAGCAGCAGAAGAAGCACGCACACAAAAGCACAAAUGUGUUGCUCUCUGAUUCACAGUCUGCUCCAGCCUAGCUAUAUGAACAAAUGAAUGCUACAUGCCUGUUUUAUUUUCCAAGAGAGCUGAGUUGAUAGGUAGAAAAUGCACCUGCACCUCUAAUCAUCAUUCCCACUGCGAGGAAGCGUAGAGGGAAAGAAAUCUGCAUACAUUGUCACCCAUAUGAAAUACAAAUACAACUACCAUAAAAAUGACUGCACCAGCCCUGUUCACAGCACAAUAAGAGGAUGUCAGUCAGAGAAUUAGGGUUGAGUUUGAGGAGGCAGCCUCUCCUGAGCAUGUUUAAUGCCGGUAGCACCCCAGCCGAGAUAAAGACCAGUUGCUGUUACAUUAAAAAAAAAGGCUUUAAAGAAGUAGGGAGAAGACAUGCUGACAAGAUGGGCAAAAACAACUGAACGUGGAGAAGGGGAGGUGAGAGGACAGAGAGGGGGGUACUGAGGGAUGCUGCAUAGAGGGAGGGGAGACAGACAGAAUAGGGGAGGGAAAGAGAGUAGAAGGAGGGGAUCGAGCUGAGGAGAGAAAAAGCGAGAAAUCAGUGAACAACCAGAAGGAACAGCAUGAGACAAGGAAAAAGAAACAGGGAGACAGAGAGAUAAAGAGGGAGAAAGAGGUAGAGCAAUGGAGAACACACUAAAUCUGGCAACCAUGACAACCAAGGCAAGUGCACACCAGACACGGUGGCUAUGAAACAGGAGAACAUGGAACGAAAGAAAAUGGCAAGAGCAGCUCAGAAUGGCCACCACUAUGAAGAAGGAUACUCCUUCCCUUUAACCCAAGUAAUUUUUUGUGGAUUUUUUUCAUCCUUUUGCUUUUUUGACUGUGUAAUUCCACAUUUGCUCUUUAGUGGUGGAGAGGUGUGGGGGUGAAUGGAGUGCUUUCUGUUGCUGGCCGUCACGGAGUUCUUCCUCAUUUACAGGGAGAAAUAUGAUGAGCUUUAAGUAGAAGUAUUCGUACCUUGAUGGAGUCUGAUGGAUUCACUGAGUUGGGCUUGAACCCACUCACACCACAUGUUUCCCUUUUGGAACGAACAAGCCAAACUGGAAAUCCAAACUCAUCCUCUUCAGAACUGCACUGAAAAUCCAAAGAGGUGAACCAUGUAAAGCUAAUGUUUUUUGGCUUGCUGAGAUCUUGAGUUCUCAUGAACCCCAUGGCGCAGCUGUACUACAAGAAGGCGAGUUAUUCGCCAUACCGUGACCGGAUACCACUGCAAAUUGUGCGGGCCGAGGCUGAGCUUUCAACAGAGGAGCGUGCCUACCUAAGUGCAGUAGAGAAAGGGGACUAUGCAGGUGUAAAGAUGGCCCUUGAACAGGCUGAGAUCUAUUACAAUAUUAAUGUUAACUGUCUGGACCCGCUAGGACGCAGUGCCCUUCUGAUCGCCAUUGAGAACGAGAAUCUGGAGGUAAUGGAGCUGCUGCUGAGUCAUGGUGUGCAUGUGGGAGAUGCUCUGCUAUACGCCAUUCGCAAGGAGGUGGUGGGUGCAGUGGAGUUGCUGCUAUCCUACAGGAAACCCAGCGGUGAAAAACAGGUACCCGCACUUAUGAUGGACACCCAGUUCUCAGAAUUCACACCUGAUAUCACUCCCAUCAUGCUGGCUGCACACACCAACAAUUAUGAGAUCAUCAAACUACUUGUCCAGCGCAAGGUCACCGUACCACGGCCACACCAGAUCCGCUGUGACUGUGUCGAGUGUGUGUCCAGCUCAGAGGUGGACAGUCUGCGGCAUUCACGCUCCCGACUUAACAUCUACAAGACACUGGCGAGUCCUUCACUCAUUGCUUUGUCCAGUGAGGACCCUAUUCUUACAGCGUUCCGUCUAGGCUGGGAGCUGAAGGAGCUCAGCAAGGUGGAGAAUGAAUUCCGGCAGGAGUAUGAGGAGCUCUCACAGCAAUGCAAGCUCUUUGCUAAAGACUUGCUGGACCAAGCAAGAAGUUCCCGUGAGCUAGAGACGAUCCUCAACCACCGUGAUGACCACAGUGAAGAGUUGGACCCCCGAGAAUGCAGAGACCUGGCCAAGCUCAAGCUGGCCAUCAAGUACCACCAGAAAGAGUUUGUGGCUCAACCCAAUUGCCAGCAGCUACUGGCCACACUGUGGUACGAUGGCUUUCCUGGAUGGCGGCGACGUCACUGGGUGGUGAAGUUGAUCACAUGUUUCACCAUUGGCCUACUCUUUCCUGUCUUCUCCAUCAUCUACCUGCUGGCACCAAAGAGCACACUGGGUCUCUUUAUCAAGAAACCCUUCAUAAAAUUUAUCUGUCAUACUGCCUCAUACUUGACCUUCCUCUUCCUCUUGCUCUUGGCCUCACAGCACAUUGUGCAAACUGACCUGCAUGUUCAGGGUCCACCACCCACCAUUGUGGAAUGGAUGAUCCUACCUUGGGUUCUGGGCUUUAUUUGGGCUGAGAUUAAAGAGAUGUGGGAUGGAGGCUUUACUGAAUAUGUUCAUGAUUGGUGGAACCUGAUGGACUUUGCUAUGAACUCUCUCUACCUAGCCACUAUAUCUCUCAAAAUGGUGGCCUACUUUAAGUACAACAGUUCCCGUCCUCGUGAAGAGUGGGAGAUGUGGCACCCAACACUGAUUGCAGAAGCGUUGUUUGCCAUUGCCAACAUCUUCAGCUCGCUUCGGCUCAUCUCACUUUUCACAGCCAAUUCUCACCUGGGUCCACUGCAGAUCUCACUGGGCAGAAUGUUGCUUGAUAUACUCAAGUUCCUCUUCAUCUACUGCCUGGUGCUCUUGGCCUUCGCUAAUGGUCUCAACCAGCUUUAUUUCUACUAUGAAACUGAGGCAGCCGAUGAGCCAAACCACUGCAAAGGCAUCCGCUGUGAGAAGCAGAACAAUGCCUUCUCCACGUUAUUUGAGACACUUCAGUCUCUCUUCUGGUCUGUGUUUGGUCUGCUCAGCCUCUACGUAACCAACGUGAAAGCUCGGCACGAAUUCACAGAAUUUGUUGGGGCCACUAUGUUUGGCACUUACAAUGUCAUCUCACUGGUGGUGCUGCUUAACAUGCUCAUAGCUAUGAUGAACAAUUCCUACCAGCUCAUUGCUGAUCAUGCUGAUAUUGAGUGGAAGUUUGCCCGCACCAAGCUGUGGAUGAGCUACUUUGAUGAAGGAGGGACGCUUCCACCUCCAUUCAACAUCAUCCCCAGUCCCAAGUCGAUGUGGUACCUGUGUGUCUGGCUGCACAGCCGUUUCUAUGGUCGAGGACAGCCUACCCCUGAGGAACAGCACAAACAUGACAACCUCAAAGAGUUCACGGAACGACAUGCUGACAGCCUCAUUCAGAACCAGCAGUAUCAGGAAGUGAUCAAAAAUCUGGUGAAAAGAUAUGUGGCAGCCAUGAUCCGCAGAACCAAAACCGAUGAAGGGCUGACUGAGGAAAACUUCAAGGAGCUCAAACAGGACAUCUCAAGUUUCCGAUACGAGGUCCUGGACCUGCUGGGCAACCGCAAGCCGCCACGCCGCACCUACUCCUCAAGCAGUGAGGCCACACAACCUGAGGCUGAGCAAGAAGAUGAAAAGGAAGAUACAGAGAUGAGGAACAGAGGAGCAAGGCCUGGAGGACAAGCUCAGUCAGGUUCUGUUUCAUUUGCCCAGGCAGACAAGAGAAAGCGUGAAGGCCAAUUUACAGUUUCAGCUCUAUUUCGCUCUAUGGCAGGUCUGGAGGAUGUGGAUGAUGGACUAAAAAGCAAUGGCUUGAAGAAAAACAGGUGGUCCCCUUCAUCAUUCGUGCGGACAAGUGGCCGCUUGCGGCACUUCUCACGCUCAAAAAAAGACUCACUGCGUCGUUUAGGAUCACUGUUUCGUCGUGUGAAUGGACACGUUGCUCAAUCACGCUUGAAGAGUCCCCAGCAGCAACAAACCUACAGCAUUUCAGAUGGGGUUUUGCAACCGCCAACGUCCUGGCGAGACCCCCAAGCACAGCCAGAGAACUGGCUGACAAGAAGCAGCAUGCACCUGCACAUGCUCGGAGGAGAAUCUGGUGCAAUAGACAAGAAUCAAACACCGUCAAUGUCAGAGCAGGCAAAUGAUACAGAUGAUCUCCUGCUAAGGCCCCCUGGUCUACACUGUGCUUCCAGCCUGACUGCCUCCAGUUCCCUCUUGCUCUCCUCUAGUGAGGAUCUGUAUCAGGGCUUGCCAGGGCCUUGUGAGAGCAUUGAUUCCUCUUAUUGGGAUCAGGAGGAGUCAAUCACCACACAGCUCUAAUUGGCUGCACAAAGAGUAUGCUGCCACGAUUGUGUUCAUAUCAGUACAGGCAUUGGACAGCACUUGUGUGUAUAUAUAUAUAUAUAUAUAUUUGCUUUUAUUACAUAAGCCUAUAAUUAGCAAAUAAGUAGUCUUUAAAUACUGUAUUGAGAAUGUUAAUGAUUCAGUUUCAGCAAUAUGAGAGUGCAUUUGAAUCAAUGACUCCUACUGCAAUGCUUUCUUUUUUGUUACAAGUACACAUCAAAUGCCAUUUGCACAUAUACUUUUAACAGCUACAUAUAGCCAUCAAUACAUCACUCACGUUAUUUAUUUAAUAAUGCUUCCCUGGCUUCUAAGGUGUUACAAGAAAUGUGCAUUUAUGAGCUUAACUAUAAACUCAACAAGAGUAGAAUUGCAUUUGGAAAGUAGGAAGAGUUUGGAAAGUAUCAUUUUAGGCUUUACCAACAUUGCCAAAGUGCCCUUAUACAAUUUUUCCCUUUGAGCCUUCAGAAGUAUAGCUCACUCCAAGUUCAGAGACUUUAAUUUUCCCUUAUAGUCAAAAGAUUAUCCAUUUGUCACUAUGCAGGAAAACAAGGGCAGAUUAAACACAAAGCCCCCAGGGCAAAAGCCAAAUUUCUGAUUAUAGAGAGGCAUGUAACCCUGACAUUUCAUGCAAAAUGCCACAUUUGGAAAAAAGCAUCUGAACAAUAAUGACUUGUGCAUGUACAUUUUUUUUUUUUUUA
This is a messenger RNA of Ictalurus furcatus (blue catfish), 5976 nucleotides long. RefSeq names its product short transient receptor potential channel 5-like. Gene Ontology annotation, biological process: manganese ion transport; regulation of cytosolic calcium ion concentration; calcium ion transmembrane transport. Bases 2192 to 5254 code for a protein of 1020 amino acids. The record is from RefSeq and is a predicted model, not a curated record. Gene Ontology annotation, molecular function: store-operated calcium channel activity; inositol 1,4,5 trisphosphate binding; protein binding. The transcript is spliced from 11 exons. NCBI's taxonomy places the organism in Eukaryota, Metazoa, Chordata, Actinopteri, Siluriformes, Ictaluridae. Gene Ontology annotation, cellular component: cation channel complex; membrane.